UCAAAAUGGCUGACAACUGAAGCGAUUGGAUAUUAGUUCUACUGUCUGGCCUAUAUUUUAAAUGUUAUUCUUUUAAUUUCGUAUUGUUUUGAUACCAAAGAAUUCGCAUAUAAUGAAGACGAUUGGUAUUAACAAGUCAUAAACAUAUGUGAAAAAAACUUUUAAUAAGAAUGGAUGAAAAGCGUGUAGCAGACUAUUUUGUCGUUGCUGGCCUUCCUGAUGACUUUUUACCUCUGGAAGAAUUCUCCAAUGAGGCAGCCAUAAAACCAUCUUUUAAACAAGACCCAAUUACGGAAAUUAAAGUGAUCAACCGAUCUAUUGGUGAACAAGUACCUAAGGGUUAUACGUGUGUUGAACGAACACCAACAGGAUUUACUGCCGAUUUAAAUCAUGGAAGUAUACGCUGUCCAGAAAUGUUCUUAUGUUAUCGAAGGAGUAGAGACAAACCACCUUUAACAGAUAUUGGUGUAUUAUAUGAAGGAAAAGAACGAUUAAUGCAGGGAUGUGAAGUUGUCCACACUACACCAUACGGUCACCCAGCUAAUGUAAAUAACAGUAAUAGUACUCGUAUCUAUAUAACAUAUAGAAGGGCAUCUGAUGCUGCGUGUAGUGAUACGUUGGCUGUUGUAGAUAUAUGUGUUAUACUAGUCAAUAAGAAUGAGGAACCGCCAUUAGCCUAUAAUCGGAUCAAUAAGACACUCAAUAAGGGAGUUAUGGGAUCUGAUGUAUAUUUAUGUUAUAAGAAAGCCAUGACAAAAGCUGAUGUUCUAGCAUAUAAACCUGCAAUAUUAGGACGAUAUCCACCAGUAGAUUAUGAUAAUUUUCCUCUACCAGAAUCUGUACCUAUGUUUUGUUUACCUAUGGGUGCCACUAUAGAAUGUUGGUCAGCUAAAGCACAACAUCCUUUACCUGUAUUUUCUACUUUUGUUCUUACUGGAUCAGAAGGUGAUAGGAUAUAUGGAGCAGCAGUAACAUUUUAUGAGGAGUAUUCAGAAGACAAACUUAGUGAUUUACAAAUGCGCCAUCUUGGUUUAAAAAAUAAACAUAUUCGUGAACAGUAUCGUAUAUUGAAAACAGUUCAUUCCAACAAAAGUAUCUGUUUAUUAUCGCAUUGGCCAUUUUUUGAUGCCUUUAAGAAGUUUUUAUCCUGCCUCUAUAAAAUCUGUAUCACAGGUCCACAUGACGUGCCUAUUGAAAGGCAUAUUUCACAUUUUAUGUAUGAUGUUCCUUAUCCUUCUCCACAAAGACCUAGAAUACUAGUACAGUUAAAAGAUGACUCCAUAUCGUUUUGUAUGCCUGAAGAUUCUCCAUUACCCCAGAGUGGAGCGUCUUUUAUAUCACUGCUGAAGAACUUGGGCCCUGAGAAUUGUAUGAAUAUGAUGUUAUAUCUUUUAUUAGAACAUAAGAUAUUAAUACACUCUCUCCGUCCAGCUGUAUUAACUGGUGUAGCUGAAGCUGUAACUAAUGUGAUGUUUCCAUUCCAUUGGCAGUGUCCGUAUAUUCCUUUAUGCCCACUUGGUCUCUCAGAUGUCCUAAAUGCACCUUGUCCUUUUAUCGUGGGUAUUGAUUCUCGUUAUUUUGAUUUGUACGAUCCACCACCAGAUAUUAUCUGUGUUGAUUUAGAUACCAAUAGAGUAUGGCUGCCAGAGGACAAAAAAACUUUAAACUACAAAUUACUGCCAAAGAGACCAUUAAGAGUUUUACAAGAAACAUUACAUAAAUUAUUUAAUAGUCUGUCCGAUCAAUCUGGUCAAUCACAUACAACAGAUGAAAUAUCACUAGAAAUGGAAGCUGUAGAUUACAACUUCAAACGCAAGAAAAAAGAGAUGGAAAUGGAGUUCGCAAUACAAGAAGCCUUUCUACAUUUUAUGGCAUGUAUGUUAAAGGGUUAUAGAGGCUUUCUCAAUCCUAUCUCUGGUCAACCUAAUCUACGAGCUACAAAUGCUUCAAAUUUAUUUGAUAUGCAAGGUUUUGUAAAGAGUAGAGAUAAAACCAAUGCCAAAUUCUUUAAUCAAAUGAUCAAAACACAGAUGUUUAUAAGAUUUAUAGAAGAAAGAUCUUUUGUAUCUGAAAAUGAUGCCAGUUUAGCGUUCUUUGAUGAAUGUGCUGAAAAAGUAGAAGAAAACAAAGAAGAUCUUCGUCUAAUAGAGAUAGAUGCUUCACAUACAAGUGAUAGAACAGUGUUUAUAAUGCCACCAGAACCUGUUGGUUUACCUGAAGGUGUCACAUACAGCUAUAAUGGUUUCCCAGAAUUAAGAAGUGAAUUAUUUUUAGUGAAAACACCUUCUAGUUUAUCAUUACCUACUAAACAAUCAGUUUGUCCAAACAGUCCUUUUGCCAGACGGACAAAACAAGAAAUCCGAUCAGCUCAAAAGCUAGCCCAGCAACAGAUAAAUACACCUGAAAGAUGGGCCAAAUGUCUGUUGGCACAUUGUUAUAGUUUAUGGUUUAUAAGUUUAUCAGCAUUUGUUCAUCAUAAUACAAAUAAAGAGAAUGCAUUAAAGACAGCUAAAGCGGUUCUAGAUCAGAUGCAAGAAGCCGAGUUAAAUCCACCGGAUGAAAUUUGUUAUCGUGUAUUAAUGCAGUUAUGUGGACAGUAUAAUAAACCUGGUUUAGCUAUUAGAGUAUUUGGUGAUAUGAGAAAGUAUGGUAUACAAGCUAAUGCUAUAACUUAUGGCUUUUAUAAUAGAGUGAUGUUAGAAGCACAAUGGCCCUCACCUAAUUCUAAAGGUCGUCAUAAGAUGUGGACUAAGUUAAGGAACAUGAUUGUAGGUGUGGCACAGUUUCGACGAAAUGUGCGUAGACGAAGUGUUUCUAUGUGUUCGACAUCGGAAGGUGAAUAUGAUAAAGUGAGUCGAACCAGUGUCGAUAGUUAUAUGGAGGAUGGUGUACAAAAGAUCACUUCCAUUAAAUCAGAGACAUUUUUAGAUGAUACAACAGAACCUCAUAUCAGUAAAGCUAAUGUUGAAGAUAGACUUAGCACAGGUGGCGCUUCAGAUAGAGGAUAUAACUCAAUGACACAAGAAGACGUACACUGUCUGUCACAGUUUUUAAGUAAUGUCAACCAGAAAGAAAAAUCACCUACAAGCAGUCUGGAGAAACGUAAAAAGAUUACAGGCAGAAGUGUUAGUUUCCAUCAAAAAACACAAAGACAAAAUAUUCCAAAUGAAAAAGAUGGUGAAGUGAAUGAGAAUCCAUCAUCUUUAUUUAGAGGUCGUGUAGGAAGUAUUGUCCGUAAAAUGGUUCAAGUAGAAAGUAAUACAUCUAAUUCAGAAUAUGAAACAUUGAAAGGUGUUAUCAGUAAAUCAGCUGGAUUACUGAUGGUUAGCCAGGGUGUGCUUGAUAACUGUGUUUUCCGACAAGGUAGUAUGAACAUGGUGGAAAAUGAGAAAAAGCGGAGACGUCAUAAGAGUGCUGGAGACUACUGGACUAAAGCUCGCUCUAAUAGUCUGUUAGCAAGCUUACGACCAUGGUUAACUGGUACCGGGGAUGAGUCCAGCAUACGAUUUUCGGAUCUUGUCCACAAAGAUGGGGAUGAUGACAUCUUUGAAGAUGGCAUUUCUGAUAAAGCAAAGACAGAUUCUACCGAUUCUGGAAAAAAAUUGGAGAAUAUAAAAGAUAGCGGUGUUGGUUUGGAUGAAAAUGGACAUACUUUUGAUACAGAAGAAUGUGAAGAAGAAAGCUCAAAAAAUAUUUUCUGUGCUAAUGGCUCAACAAAAACUGGAAAUCGACUGUCAAAUAUUUCUGAAAAGAGUUCCGAGGGUGCGAGGAGUCCUACAGAGUCCCUGAGUUCCUCCAUUAUAAAAACUCCUGUCACGGAAAGUGAUCCGCUAGGUUAUUUCAUGGAGGAAGAGUUGAAAAGCAGUAUGGAAAAAUCGUCAUCUAGUCCUACUAAAACAUCAGACUCAUCCAAUAGUUUUAAUUCUAAAAGAUUAUUCUCUAGCACCCCCUUCGCUUCCAUAGAUAAUGUUAAAAACUGUGAUAAUUAUGAUACUCGUUCACACACUGGUUCGUUAGAUUCUACUAGUGUUCAAAAUGCUCCCAUAAAAACCUUGUCUGAUCUGGGACGAACAAGUAGUUCCCCCAACUGCUUACUUGGUGCUGAAAAAGACGUUAACACUGAAAAGGACUCUGAGAACCUCAGUAAUUCUACUGUCAUGCCACAGAAGCAGUCGUCACUAUCAUUAGAUGAACCAAAAGAACGACCUACUAGUUUUAUGUUACGACGUACACAGAGUUUAAGAAGAAAUACCACAGAAGCUAUGACUGGUCUAUUUAGCUAUGCUGCCAAAACCACCACAAAGGCUUAUAAGAAAUUUAAUGAAAUCAAGCAGUCCAUUACAACACCCGUCAAGAAUGGUUCAACUGCAUCUCUAGCACGGUCAAUGGAUGAUCAAGAUAGUGGUACCGGAGAUGAUGAAAGUGCUAGUACUGUACAAGAUAAGAGAAGUUUUGGAGGCAGCCAGGAUCUUCUGAGUCCAUCUGUCAGCAGUGAACAGUGUUCAGACACACUGGCAUCACAAACAUCUUGUGGGAGUGUUCCAUCACCAUCGUUUUUAGAUAGAUAUGUACCAUAUAGAGAUUUGGCAGACAGUAGUAGAAAAGCACCUCCGUUAGAAAAGAUUACCAGUGAUUUAUCAGAGAUAGCUAUAGAAGUGGAGAUAACUAGUUGUUCACGAUGUAGUAAAUGUCAUUCGUUAAUAUAUGAUGAAGAGAUAAUGGCUGGCUGGAGUGCUGAUGAUUCUAAUCUAAAUACAAGGUGUUCAUUUUGUCCUUCAAAGUUUGUUCCAAAUCUUCAAAUUUAUGUAAAAGAUUGGCGAUCAAAAAAGAAUACAGCUUUAUUAUCUAAUCCAAUAAAUGGUAAUAUAAUAGAAAUCAGUGAAAUAGGUGUUGAUGGUGAAGAACUUAAUAAUACUAGUAGAACAUCUUCGUUAUCUGAGAGUCAACUUUUAUUUGGAGAGGAUGGGACACUAGAAGAUAAAUUCAAACGUUCUCCUAGUCCGACGAGAAAAUCACCGAGAAGACUGACAGAGAGAUUACUGAGUUUUCAUGGGGGUGAACUCAAAACUGAGUCUGUGUCUGAUAGUGAAUCAUUAAAUUUAAGUGAAAUUGCAUUAGAUGCUAGAAAAAGAUGUACUAGUGAAUGUCUGACUCGUGCUACUGAUGAUAUGUCGUACAGUUCAUCUGUUGAAUCUAUUGAUGGUAUAAACAAUAGACAUCUCAAAUCACCAUUAAGUAUAUCCAUUGAUGAAGAUGAGGAGUUGGGGUCAUUUGGAGCAAGUUUUCCAGGAUCAAAGAUGGAUAUUAUGUCGAGGUGUAUAUCUACUAUAGAACCUAUUGUUGUACCUUAUCUAAGUCCACUGGUAUUACGUAAAGAAUUAGAACAUGUUUUAGAGAAUGAAGGGGAUUUAUGUUUGUCAUCAGAUAAUUUUAUAGCUGAUCAUCCUAUUAUAUUCUGGAAUUUAAUUUGGUAUUUUAAAAGAAUUGGUGUGCCUAGUCAGUUAACAGAAUUUUUAUUAUCCUCAAAGUCUAUCAAUAAAACACAAGAGUCAUCUAGUGGUUAUACUAGCGCUAAUGUAUUAAUACGACCAUUAUGGGAUAAUACAAAAAUACAUGAUGAAAUUGGUUUACCAAUGUAUAUUUCAUGGGAUUCAGUUAAAAGUGCUUCCAUGAUGGAUGCAUUGAUUACAGAAUCCCAACCAUUUUCUAGAGCGGUAAUGCAUCAGAUAUUUUCUAGUAUCCAGUGUAAUGAUGUUUUAACACCAAUCAAACAUGUGAUGCAUGGACGUAAAAGGUUACGAGUAAAGAGACACAGAUUCCGUAGUAUGUAUCGUGAAGUACUCUUCCUGGUAUUUAAAGCUUGUGGACGAGAAAAUAUUGAUCAUGAUGCUUUUGAUAGAGAGUACAAGAAAGCCUACAAACAACUACAUCAUGCUGAAUUAAGACAAUUACAAGAUAACGAUAAACCACGAUCUGAUCAUGUUGUCUGGUGCCGAAGAGUUUUUAAUGAACUAGAAUUAUAGAAUUCAGUUUUAAAUAAUGUGAUAUAAUUAUAUUUCCUAAUUAUAAAUAGAAUCAUUUGUUAUAUGCUGUAUAUAUAUAUACUCAUGUUAACCUGAAAAUAAUUAUUAUAACUAUACUUUAUAGAUUCCCAGAAUUUUAAAGGUUGAAUUUUGAUGAGAAACCAAACCACUUUAAAUUCUGUUGUAUGGUAUAUGAUAUACCAAACAAAACAUUUCGUUAUUAUGAUAGUUCAUUGAAAGCGGUUUGUUAUCAUCAUAAAGAUUAUUAAUGUGUUAUAUGAAAUCAAGAAUCCUUAAACGUGAGUUUCAAGAUGUGCAAUAUUAUUAUACAUAUAUCUUUAUUAUGACUGUAGUUAAUUAAAUCUAUGUUAUUGUAAGUCUGUUGUUCAACACAAUAGUCUUCUGAUGAUUAUGUUGGAUGAAGGAAAUAUAUCUCUGAGAGUAAACUGUAAUAUCCUAGAUAACCCUGUUUUUAAUGUGUUGUCAAAUACACCUUGAAUGAUGAAGUGCUAAUUUUCAAACCACUAAUUGAUUACUGUAAGUACAUCUAUCUGUAUAUAUGAUGAAUAUAUUAAUACCAUGUCUAUAUAUAUUAUUAAUGUAUUUAUAACCUACAUACCUAAUAAAAACCGAUUGCAGUGAUUUUGAAACUCCCAAAAUAUGUUCGAGUCUUUCUCAGUUUGAUUGAUAAAUGUAUCUUUAUGUAAUUAUAAAAUGAACUGUAGAUACAUGUUUAUAUAUGAUGAUGACCUUACAGUUUGAGGGGUGGGCAGGCAAAUAUUUUGCUUUUCUUAGUUUUCUCUGUUUAUUACUAGAAUUAUAUUCAUUUCAUAUUUAUGCCUUUAGGCAUGAUGUUAGUACAUUUUAUUUGAUGACAACUUAUAAAGAAAUUUUUGAUGAAUCUUUAAAAAUAAAUGUAACUCAAAACAUGCCCAUAUGAUCUGGGAGUCAUAACAGAUUUAUUCAUUGACUUUAGAACAGAUUUUGAAGAAUAUAUGUUUAUUGAAAUAACUUAAUAUCAUAGUUUUACCAGUGUUGGGGAGGGAAGGGUGUAAGAUGUUAAUUUGAUUGUAUAUAAUAUUAAAUAAUGUUCCAUAAUUUUGUUAAUAAGCUUCUUUUGUUGACUUAUUUGGAGCUUUCAUUCUAUAUACCUAUGUAAUAUACAAUUAUUUGUGUUGGCUAUUAUAUAUAUAUAGAUAACAGUAUUAUAAUUCAUUUUAUUUGAUUUCCUCUCUCUUGAAUGUUGUUAGUUUUUUUUUAGUAGGGAUUGAUGUGGGGAAAUAGAAGUAAAUGUUUAUUAAUAGAAAACGCAGGAAAACUGUUCCAUUAAACAUAGACAGAACAGUCAUUACUUUUGAAAACUAUAAGUAUAACCCUGACUGUUUUGAUGAACUAUUUAUAGUUAGUCUGAAAGACCACAACAUAAACUUGGUAAUCUGUCUUUUUGUUGGAACUGGAAAAAGAUGUCUUUCUCCUUAAAGGUUGUAACUAGGUGCUGUUUAUCUUGUCAGUACCAGAAUUUGUUCUUUCAGAAGACUCUUAAAAAUAAUUAUAUUACAUGUUGCACAAUUAUUAUAAAACUGAACUUUGUAUAUUUUUGUUCACUUCUCGCAUCAGGGUAUAGAAUUAGAAAUAUAUUUUAAUAUAUCAGUAUGAAUUAAUUUUAUUAAGUUCUUAAGAGUGUGAUUUAAUUUGCACUUAUUAAAUAAAACUAAACGUUUUAUGCAAUCUAUGCAUUUAGAAAACUAACAUGGUCAGAUGAUUGGCAUGAUGAUAGAAUGUGAUUUUUUACAUGGUGUUAGAUCAUUUUGUUUUGUUAUAUUUUGCAGUUUUUUCUCAAUUUCUUUUGUUAUCAAUAUAAUUGCUGUGUAUAUAAAUAAAAGUUAUGUGUUGUACAUUUACCAUGCUAUCAAGUCCAAGUUGUACAUGAUUCAGUAAUUGUCUAGGUAUUUGGUUUGUAGAAUUAAAAUAAACUGUGAAAUAUUGUAGACUAUUAUAUAUGUGUCCUAGUCCUGCUCAAAUUUGUUAUUGUUAGUAAAUCCUUCAUCAGUGCAUUGCAAGCAGUGCAUAUUUCUAAAUAAAAUACUUGGAAUAA
This is a messenger RNA of Patella vulgata (common limpet), 8118 nucleotides long. Its product is annotated as C-myc promoter-binding protein. NCBI's taxonomy places the organism in Eukaryota, Metazoa, Mollusca, Gastropoda, Patellidae. The record is from RefSeq and is a predicted model, not a curated record. Gene Ontology annotation, molecular function: protein binding. The transcript has 34 exons. Bases 171 to 6023 code for a protein of 1950 amino acids. Gene Ontology annotation, biological process: regulation of Rab protein signal transduction. Gene Ontology annotation, cellular component: cytoplasmic vesicle.